Molecule: messenger RNA, 1068 nt
Organism: Tricharina praecox
Lineage: Eukaryota; Fungi; Ascomycota; Pezizomycetes; Pezizales; Pyronemataceae
Product: putative Sin3 binding protein-domain-containing protein
Exons: 1
Coding region: 1-1068 (355 amino acids)
Biological process (GO): positive regulation of transcription from RNA polymerase II promoter by glucose
Cellular component (GO): nucleus
Molecular function (GO): sequence-specific DNA binding
Source: RefSeq, a predicted model, not a curated record
AUGGCUUCUCAACUCACCGCCGCCGUCUUCGAGGCUGCCGCCCUGGCGGUCAAGAUGAAGUCUCAGGGCGUCGCUAUUCCCAACGGCCACCUUCGUGGCUACGACGCCGCCGCCACCACCGUGACCGACCGCAAUCUCAACAUCUCUCCUGAGCUUCAGCAUGUGCUGAACACCCAUGCGACGGCGACUCCAGGGACGUCGAUCCACGGUUCGUCCCACGCCGUCCACUAUCCUCGCAAACCCGGCUCCGGAGUCGAUCAUCUUGGCGGCGUCAAUGUUGUUGAGGCGAAAGCCUCCGACGAGGGCACAACGCCCAUGUUCCACCUCCUAGCCGAAACCUCGAGCGCCAUCUCGUCCGCAUUGCUUGCGAAGCACCACCUGCCGGGCAUCUUGCUACAGCAUGGGCCCCUGGCGAUCCGCCACAUUACUGCGUACCUCAUUGCUUCGUUGCCGGGAUUCAGCUCGAUACCACCAGCGAAACAGCGGAGGAUCGUGGUUGGGGCUUUGGAGGGGAAGGGUGGGGCCAGCGGCGUGAUGGGAGAGGUGGGUGGCGUCGAUGGAGAUGUCAUCUUUGAGAAGAUUGGCUGGGGACGGUGGGAUGCGAGGAUGAAGGGUGACCCGCCACGGGAACGCCCUGCCGCGCCGAUUUCGCCCCCGCUGUCGGCAAUCAGGUUCGAGAAGGCUGAUCUGUCGGCUUCCCCCACGGAUUCAUCGGGCAUGGUCCAGACGGGAAGCUACACCGAGUCGGGGAUAUUCCAUCAGUCGGAGGAAGAGGGACCCCACAAUGAAGAUGUCGACAUGGCCGACGCUAUGUCGGUGUCUGCCGACUCUUCGGAGGACGAUGACAUGACCGACGAGGAAGAUUGGGCGCAGAUGGGGGCAGCGGCUCUUCGGCGACAAGGGGGGUCACCCAUAACCUCGGAUGGUUGGGACAGCUACGCCCAAUCACCGGCAUCCGGGUUCAUUGCCCACCGGCAUAAGGCGAUCUUCAUCGAAACCGCGGAGCAGAAGCGGGCGAGGGAAGAGAGAGAGGCGGUAGAGGCUUUGGUCAAGCUCAGUUCUGUUUGA